AGGCGGCGGGGCCGGUGCGGGCGCUGGAGCCGCCGCGGCGGCAGGAAGAUGGAUGCGCCGUGCUCAUGCCUCGCCGCUCGGCGUCUUUCCUUGGCGGCACGGGCUUCCAAAGCAGCUGAGUCAAGGACCUUAAGGAAUGUCACGCAGUAGUUGCUGACCUAACUGACACUGAAAGGAACAGAAGAAGAUGGCAAUCCAUAUUUGAAAUAAACGUGUGGACUCUCUGAUAAAAAACCAUGUCAAAAAAAGGACGGAGCAAGGGCGAAAAGCCUGAGGCACUGAUUGUUGCCCUACAGGCUGCCAAUGAGGACCUCAGGACCAAGCUAACAGACAUUCAAAUUGAGCUGCAUCAGGAGAAAUCUAAGGUUGCUAAGCUCGAAAGAGAAAAGACUCAAGAAACGAAGCGCAUCCGUGAAGUGGAGCAACGCAAGCAGACCGUGCAGAUCACAGAGCUAAAAGCCAAACUCCAUGAAGAGAAAAUGAAGGAGCUGCAGGCGGUGAGGGAGAACCUCAUCAAACAGCACGAGCAGGAGAUGACGAGAAUGGUGAAAGUCCGAGACAGUGAAAUCCAGCGCCUGAAGUCGGCGCUGUGCGCGCUGCGGGACGGGAGCAGUGAUAAAGUACGGACUGCGCUGACCAUUGAGGCUCGUGAGGAGGCCAGGAAACAGUUUGACUCUGAGCGCCUUAAGCUUCUGCAGGAAAUUACUGAACUGAAGUCUGCCAAAAAGCAGGUGGAUGAGGCCCUUAACAAUAUGAUCCAGGCUGACAAGAUCAAGGCAGGCGAUCUUCGGAGUGAGCAUCAGUCCCACCAAGAGGCCAUUUCCAAGAUCAAAUGGGAGAGUGAAAGGGAUAUUCGACGCCUGAUGGAUGAGAUCAAGGCUAAAGACAGGAUCAUAUUUUCAUUGGAGAAAGAACUGGAGACACAGACAGGCUAUGUGCAGAAGCUGCAGCUGCAAAAGGAAGCUCUGGAUGAACAACUCUUUUUGGUGAAGGAGGCAGAGUGUAACAUGAGCAGUCCGAAGAGAGAGAUCCCAGGAAGGGCUGGAGAUGGUUCGGAGCACUGCAGCAGCCCUGACUUGCGCAGAAACCAGAAGAGGAUAGCAGAGCUGAAUGCCACCAUACGGAAGCUGGAAGACCGGAACACGUUGCUUGUUGAUGAACGAAAUGAGCUGUUGAAGCGUGUUCGAGAAGCUGAGAAACAAUGUAAACCUCUUCUGGAAAAGAACAAGUGCCUCACGAAGAGAAAUGAUGAACUUAUGCAGUCUUUGCAGCGCAUGGAAGAUAAACUCAAAGCAGUCACUAAAGAAAAUAUAGAAAUGAGAGAAAAAAUAACAUCACAUCCUCCUCUAAAGAAAUUAAGAUCUCUCAAUGACCUGGAUCAGGCUAAUGAGGAACAAGAAACUGAAUUUUUAAAGCUUCAGGUCAUAGAACAGCAGAACAUAAUUGAUGAGUUAACAAGGGACAGGGAGAAACUCAUUCGUCGGAGAAAGCAUAAAAGGAGCUCAAAACCAAUCAAGAGACAUGUGGUGGAUACGGUUUUUGGGUAUGAUGAUGAUUCUAUGGACUCUGAAACAUCCUCUGUGGCGUCAUAUAGAACAGACAGGACACCAGCAACCCCAGAUGAUGAUCUGGAUGAGGGUUUAGCAGCAGAAGAGUCAGAGCUGCGGUUUCGACAGCUGACGAAGGAGUACCAGGCCCUGCAGAGAGCGUAUGCACUGCUGCAGGAGCAGACAGGAGGGGUCAUAGAUGCUGAAAGAGAAGCCAGGGCUCAGGAGCAACUUCAAGCUGAAGUCCAGAGGUAUAAAGCCAAAAUAGAAGAUCUGGAGAAAACUUUGGCUCAGAAAGGGCAGGACUCACACUGGGUGGAAGACAAGCAGCUUUUUAUUAAGAGGAACCAAGAGCUUUUAGACAAGAUAGAGAAAACGGAAGCAGAAAACAACCGUCUGCAACAGGAGCUGCAGGAUGCGCGAGACCAGAACGAGCUGCUGGAGUUCCGCAACCUUGAGCUGGAGGAAAGAGAGAGACGGUCCCCACCAUUUAAUCUCCAGAUUCACCCAUUCUCAGAUGGUGUGAGUGCUCUACAGAUCUACUGCAUGAAGGAAGGGGUUAAGGAUGUCAGCAUCCCAGACCUUAUAAAGCAGUUAGACAUCCUAGGUGAUAAUGGGAAUUUAAGGAAUGAAGAACAAGUGGCUAUAAUUCAGGCUUCCACGGUAUUGUCCUUGGCAGAAAAGUGGAUCCAGCAGAUUGAGGGAGCUGAAGCUGCUCUGCAUCAGAAGAUGAUGGAACUGGAAAGUGAUAUGGAGCAAUUUUGCAAAAUAAAAGGUUAUUUGGAGGAAGAAUUAGACUACAGAAAGCAAGCUCUUGACCAAGCGUACAUGAGGAUCCAGGAGCUUGAAGCGACCUUGUACAAUGCUUUGCAGCAAGAAACAGUGAUAAAGUUUGGGGAACUACUCACUGAAAAACAGCAGGAAGAGCUGAGGACAGCAGUAGAAAAGCUAAGACGUCAGAUGCUGAGGAAGAGCAGAGAAUAUGAUUGCCAGAUUCUUCAGGAGAGGAUGGAGCUGCUCCAGCAGGCUCAUCAGAGGAUCCGAGAUUUAGAAGAUAAAACUGACAUCCAAAAGAGACAAAUUAAGGAUCUGGAGGAAAAGUUUCUAUUUCUGUUCUUGUUCUUCUCUCUUGCCUUUAUUCUUUGGCCUUGAUGUCAAUGUGCCUCUUGGAAAGGUAAGACUGUUUUAUUUAUUUCCUCAAAGCUAGCACUUCUUGCACAGACCGGAGGAUCACAUCCUUGUGUGUUCUUGUGGAUGUUUGGAGUCUGCAAAUGCAGCAGGUUGUUGUCGAUUUGCAGUAGUUCACAGUAGGGGGUUGUUGUACUGCCAAGCUGCUGGUGAUAUUGUGCUAUUCAUAAUUGGAAAAAUAAAAGCUAACAAGGAAUUUCACAGUAUCAAAAAGCCAAGGGAAUUGCAGGGGAAAUUUAAUGUUGAUGUUUACAAAGGGAUGCAGAUGGAAAACAGUUAAAAUAACCUCAACCGUAAACACACUCUGAACUAGCACUGAGGAAGGAGAUCAGGAUUUUGAAACAGGUAGAGCAGCAGCUCUACUUUUUAAAACAAGUGUCCUGUAGCAGGAAAAAUACAAAGAAAGACAAGGAAGAAGGAUCAACUGCUGAGAGACAGGAAGGGAGAGAUAGAGAAAUGGAAGUAUUUUUAUGGCUCAGGAAGUGACACUGCUAAUAGGAGGUAUUGGAGAGGUCUAAAAAAAUUGUCAUAGAAUGGAUGGAUGGACGGACGGACAGACAGCUUGCUAUUGUUCACCGUCUAAUAGAAUCAAUUACCAUGUAACAAGCUUAAAGAAACAAAAAUUCAUAGUUAAGGGUACAGGUGGUAAAGAAGUCUUUCACAGUAUGCUUAGCAGCUGAAAGUUCUGAAUUCAAAAGGUAAUGUGAAGAUGGGGAAAUAAAUCAGAGAACUAUAAUGGUCCCAUUUUUAUCUGUGCCUAGCCACUUCCAGAACAAGGAUGCUGGGCUAGGACAAUUUUUCUUUUGAUCCAGGAUAACAAAAGUAGAACAUAGCAUAGAAAACAUAAUGUUAAAGUCUCAAGAACAUGUAAUGACAGCAUAAUUUUCUGAUUUGAGGACAGACCCAUACCAUUAAAUUUCUCAGUCUCUCUUGGCUCUGGCUUCAGCUGUGUUAAUGAAUAAUUCCUCUGCUCUCCACCUGAUAAAAGCUGAGAUACAGUUGUGUGAAAUAUGUUCUGCCCUUCCACCAUUUGUACCAGCUCAUUUUUUGUUUCCAGAUACAAUUCAAGGUAUUGAUUAUAAUUAAGUGGCAUGGGUCAUGUUUGGUGGGUUUCCCUUUUCCCUUUAAGGAAAAGCCCCUACUUCGUGUUUUAUUUCAGCUAGAUCCAAGCUUUCAUUUGCACUUUUGUGCUGAUGCAGAGACAACUCUCAGAAUUAGUCACUUCAGCUGGAAUCCACUGUGUCCUUGUUUGGCCAGACCUCAAAAUGAAUGUUUCCAUGGGCUGAGGCAGCAAUAUACCUGGAGGUUGGCUUGAAUGAGGAACAACCCAUAGAGAAGAAUUAGGAGAAAUGCAGACAGAUCAGUGAUCACAGCUCUUGUGAACAAGAGUCAGUAUCAUUAUCAAGUUGCUGCAGUUUCAAACAUACUGCCUUGAUCCAGUGAUUAUGAAACACAAUAACUUAUGACUGCAUUAAUUGUGUUCCUACUGCAGGAUUUCUGAGAACCAUGGUGCAGCAUAGUAUAGCUGUGAGAUGUUUUAGGUAUCUCUGACUGGUGGAAGUUUGACUUCACAGUUUCUUGCUUAUUCAUAAUGGAGAAAAAAAUUAGAAACUCUUCUGAAGUGACCAAAUUGUGGACAGAAUAAUUUUAAGAAACCAAGAUUUUCACAGUACACAGUAGUAGCAAAUAACUUUCUAUGACUAUGUCUUUUGCUGUACCACAGAAUCAUGAGUCUAGAACAAGCAGUCAACCUAGAGGGAGAUUCCAAAUUAACAAAAAUAUUGGAUUUAAGGUGCUCCUUGAAAAAUCACAGGAACUUGUAGUGACAUUUGUGAGAACCUGCCUGCAUGACUUUUUUCCAUUUGCCUGUACUGUUUUCCUUUUUUCGUUCCUGUCACAACUGAAAUAAUGUCCUUGUGCAGCAUAUGAGAAAAACUUGGGCAAUAAGAGGUUCAGAGUUUUCUAUAUAUACAGUUUGCACCUACAUUUUCCACCAGUGUGGGUAUGGCAUUGGUUCUCUAAUGAGUAUUUGCCUCUUCUAGUACAGCUACAGAAUUGGUGAGCUUUUACGUCCUAGUAUUACCAAUACCAAUCUGCUAAUACCAUUUGCUAAUAACACUUAACCUUUUGGCCUAAUUUUUGAGGGCAGGUAUUGGCUGGUUAGAAAAGCUAAUGAGAUGCUUGAGGUCAGAACUCCAUAUUUUUCCUAAGUCCUAGGAGGUUUGCUAUUUUUCACUUGGAGUCAUCCUGCCUCCAUGGGCUGCUGGGUCCUGUUCAGCUCUUGCUCUUCACGGAGCUGAUGCACAUCUUGCUGUCAUGUUCAUUGAACAGGACUAAAAAUCAAAACAAUAUAAACAUUUAUGUGCUGUCCUUAAGGCAUACACGACUGUCCCAGCUCACAAUUGACCGAUGUCAUUGCAGGGGAAUUUACAUGGAUCCAUUAGGGAUUGUGUCAAGAAUUCACUUCCCUCCUCACACCCUUUCUCUCUCCACCCUCCACCCCCCAUUCUGGCCCAAUCUCCUUCAAUGGGUUUUCCUCUUGUUUUACAUAACAUCUAAGGUUUAGCAGGUGUAAAUCCCUUCGAGAUCACUUUGUUGAGCCCAGGAAUGCUGCUCUAACUACAAUGCCAAGCUGAGUUUCACUCAUUGAAGUCACUGUUGCUCCAUAAUGGCUGGUCCCUGGAGCACACAGGGCUCCAGUUCCCCAUAGAGACAAUGAGAAGCAUCAGCAGGAGCUGAAAUGUGGGUUACAGCCCCAUAAAGCCUGCCAGGCAGUUGUGGCACUCCUAGGACCACUCAGGAGGUGAAGGGUUCUUUUGCCUUUCCCAUCCUUCUUUUACAUAUUUGGCUUGAUGAACAUCAGGUGGGGAUCAACAAGACAGAUUACGGUGAGCUGAGUGACAGAGGAAAAGAGCCGUGACAGUAGCGGAGAUACAGUGACUUACAGAAUCGACAUGGACUGUGAAGGUGGAAAAGUCUUACGGGAGAGGUGUGUGUGGGGGAUAUAUAAACUCAAUGCUUUUCCAGAGGAUCUGCACUGCUGUGAACUCCCUUGAACUGUAAAGACAGCUGCAGCAGGCCCAGCAUCACAGCACGCAUGACACCUGUAGAGUGUUUUACCAAGGCCAGUCACUCCACAGGUGCAAAGCAUCAAGUCUUGUAGCAGUUCCUCAAAAACAAGGUAAUGGUAAGCUCCUCAUCCCCUGCCUUCACCCCUGCAUUUUCCUCUAUGGGAUCCUCUCCCUUCAGUACCUGAGGGGAAAUCUCCAGACACAGGCAAUUUGGGAAUGGUGUUGGCAAGAAGGAGAGGGAUUUUAGCACAGUCGUAUUCUCCAAGGCUGGAAUACAUGGAAUUGGAGAGAAUAACUAACAUUGAUUUGUGUUGCCCAUUCACGUUAAAAAACACCUGCCUACCCAGGUGAUUUAAUUCAGCAAAGGUGAGCACGGCAUGGGGAGUGUGCCAUCAGCAUUUCUUCUUACAACUAUUGAGCUGUAUAUUUUGUCAUAUGUAUAAUAUACUAUAUAUAUAUACUACAAAAGUGCUUUACUUCUACUGGAUGGAAGUGAACUGUCGUAGCCUUAUCAUAAGGGACUUCGUACAGAUCCCUGACAAAACAAACAAAAAGCCCAGCUCAUGCUGGGGAGCCACUUGAUGGUGAAAAGUCUUUGGUUUUGUUCAUGCCUUGGUGCAGUUUAUCCUUUGCCAGUCUUUUAAGCAGGAGAGAGAAAUCCACAAUGUGGUCACAGAUGAUACCUUCUGGUUUCCUUCUCACCCAGAGUGAACACUUGACUCACUGCUGUACUGCAAUAACAAAGGACAAGAAUGUGCAAAUGAAGGAAGCCAUGUGCAGCAGAUACAGUAUCCAUACCAGAAGCGCUCUCAUUCCUGUUUAUAUGGGAUUUUCCUACCUGCAUUUUCUCUGUGCUUGUGAACAUAUGUAUCCACUUAUUUGUGAUCACAUAAGGAAGUGUGGUCUGUGUGGAUUUUGCACCCAGUGAAUUUUACUAUGUAGGCUUAAAUGCUGAGAUAACAAAGACAAAAUAUGCCCUUUUUCCCCUGGUCUCAAACCUGAGAACCAAAGUUAUUUUCUAUAGGUAAGGUAGGCUUUCUCAGAACAUCAGCAGUUUCUGUUUGCCUCAGUGCUGCAAAAUUCCGGGCUUGCUCUGACACCCCAAGGAUAUUGCCUGCUGCCGUGGCUCUUGUUAUGGGUGAAUUGUAGGCAGCUUUGGUUCAAGAGUCAUUGAAACUUAUGCAUACUACUCAUGUGAACAUGCCCAUGGGGACUUUUAUGCACCACAGGGUUGAACUUCGUGGGGUUUCAAUGGACAAGCUUAUCAAAAUACACAGAAUUCUCACAAGUGCUUUUCAUGCAGACAAAACCAGUUUCAUACUGAUAGCUACAAGAACUAGCCUUUUCAGCUUCCUGAUUGAUAUAUUGAUUCUAUCUUUGCAAAUCUGGGAUAGGUAGGUAGAGGAACUUAGAAACUUACACCUUAUCUGAUACAGAUGUUCUUCUUUUUCUUUUUUUUUUUAACUUUUAGAGUGCCCGACCACACAGAUAAGUCCUUAUAAAGGCAAAUGCUUCCACCCCUCGAUGAAGAGAAUAUUGUUUACACCUAUUUUCAAAUGUAUAAAAAUGAACAACCUGUAGCCAAGACUGCAACCACCUUGUAUUUUAAAGCCAUCACUCAAAAUUUGUUACCUGACAAUUCCUGUCUAAAGCUAUGAUAUAUGCUGCAUCUAAUGAAAUCCUGUAUGUUGAAAUUACAAAAGGGGAAGAAAAAUAAACUGAUAACCUACAUCACCUAGGAAGAACUUAAAGGGAAGGGACCACUUUCAGCUGAUCAAGUCAGUGUGUCUUGGGCAUGGAACCAAAGUUACAAUUGAAAAAUCUAUUCCUGCUGUGCAGGGCAAUCAUUUAAAUGUUUCCCUGUCAUCUGACAAAUGGAUCGAAAAUGAACAGAUGAGAGUAGGAGAAACUCAAGAGAUGCUGACAACAAAGUGUUCAGUUUGAAGUAUGUGGCUUUCUCGCUGCAGGGACUCCUGCUCUCCCUCUUUGGUUUUAACCUCAGGAACAAAUGACAGCUGCAAUGUGGAAGGAAGAAAGGAAAAAAGCCCAGUGUGUGUUACUGCAGGGUGGGCAGGACAGAUCGCCAUGUUUUGUGCUUGAGAUUGUUACACAGCACCACUGGCCUUGGCCAAGGCAUGGCAGAAGAGGGUGGAUGGCAUAAGGAGGGUUUCCAGUGGAGCUGAAGCCUUAUCUCUCUUCACCAUCCCUCCAUGAAGAACAGCCUGUCUAUUAUCAGAUACUUUUCAUACUCUUUAAAGACUGCCAUUGAGAUAAUAAAACCAAGACUAUACUUGGUUUCACUAUAGAGUAACCACUGAAUUGGACCUACAGAAUAGCUUCUGAGAAAGAAAAGAGAUGUUGGAGGACAGGGCAUCGAGGAAAGCUAAUCCCCUUAUCCAUAUGACAUGAUUCACAAAGCAUCAGCUUCCAACUGUUUUGUCUCAGCUUGGAAAAAAUGUUCAGCUUGUCAACUGACUUUGUUGGCUUCCCGAUCAAUGAUACAUAGACCAAAAAUGGGGAAAAACAUUGUGAACACAACCUUAUUACAGAUAAGAAAUAUUGCUAGUCUGUUUAGAUUUUUCCACAGUUAAGAGUAACUAAAAGUAGUUUUCAUUUGAAAGCAUUACUUACCUCUGUACUCAUGAAGCCUGGAACCCAGCCGUGGUGCCUCCCUGAGGCCAUAGGUCCAUGCCCCCAUCGCUUUGUCAGAAAUGUAGGUCCAUGCACUCCUGCAGUCUUUCAGAAGAGCACUCCCUGAGGAGCACAAUGCCUGCAGCAGUCACUGUGAGUCCUGUGCUGAGGAAGGAGUGCAGCCAGCUGCACCCACCC
Molecule: messenger RNA, 8635 nt
Organism: Melozone crissalis (California towhee)
Lineage: Eukaryota; Metazoa; Chordata; Aves; Passeriformes; Passerellidae
Gene: JAKMIP2
Product: janus kinase and microtubule interacting protein 2
Exons: 21
Coding region: 237-2699 (820 amino acids)
Molecular function (GO): kinase binding; microtubule binding
Source: RefSeq, a predicted model, not a curated record